AAGUCUGGGGGUUAAAAAUAAUUUAUCGUUAAUAGAAUUAUUUAUUAAAAAUUUGAAUAUUUAAAUCUUUGAAUAAAUAAACAAAUAUCGGUAGUGAAAUGAAGGAGUAAUCUUCAUUAAAAAUCACAUAUAUAUACAAAUAUAUAAAUUUUUAGUAAACAUAUAACAUAAAUAAUAAUGAGUUAUGUCUACGUGUGUCAGUUUAUUUAAUUAAUAAUAAAACAUACGUUUUUCUGACAAUUUCUUGCCACAAAUAUUUGAUUAAUUUUUAAAAAUUAAUAAUUAAUUACCAGUGAUCAAGUGAUGGAUUAUCAUCAAAAAAUGAUUGUAAGACCAACACAAAAUUAUAAACCUAAAGAUAACGACAAUGAUGAUGAUGAUGAAGAUCUAGAAGCACUGAGAUUAGCAGCGUUGAUGUCGCUGAAAGCUAAAUCGACAUCUAGCAAAAUAUCACAACCUCAAAAAUCAUUUGUACCUCCGACAAAUUCUUUUCCUGUUUAUAAUUCUAACGCUAAUGUUAUAAACAACAAUAAAAAUCAUGGUAAUCAUAGGAGAAGAGAUUUUUAUCCAAACCGGACAUUAAAUAGACAAAAUGGGACUCAAAAUGCGUAUCAUCCGAGUCGAAAUAAUCAAAAUUUAAUAGAAAUUAUUCCUGUUGAUGAAAACGCGCCAAAAAAUGAUACUGGAGUGGAAGCUAGUGUUCCAGUGACUGAAAAUGAAGAUUCAAAGUUCCAACGUUUCAACGACAAUGCAAGUGGGUCAGAGGAUGAAGACCCGAAACCCAAGGACACUAUUGAAGAGCAGUCUUUCAGUGGCCUCACUGAGCUGUCAGAAAUAUCCGAAGCACAGAAGGAAGCCGACGAUCCAACCGAUGAAGAAGUCGGAGAAAUAUCCGAGUCCGUAGAAGCGGCUGAGAAUUCACCAAAAGAAAAUCUCAUCAAUGAAGAUGAUGAAGAUGAAGAAAACGAUAAAGACGAGGAAGAAGAAGAAGAUGAUGAUGAUGACGUGCUUCUGAUGGCUGAUCUCGAAGAAGAAGACUCCCUAGAACGUCUAAUGGAUGAAAUGGAACGUGAAAUGGCCGACAAACCUUUGGAGAAAAAAGAAAAAAAGUCACGUCGCGAGAGCAAAAGUCUUAAGAAAGAUCACGAUAAAUCUCAUAAACGUGCUGAUAAAACCGAUGCUCAGUCUUUCCCUACUUCGACCUCUACUUCAACAGCUUUAGCUUCAGGUUCAGCUUCAGCUUCUUUCCCUUCAACUGUCAGUUAUAAAAAUGAUCGUCCAGUUUCUCCAUACGAGCGUACCAGGCAUCGCUCGGUAUCUCCAAAAGUUAAGAGAAAAAAAUCACCCAGAAGAUCUCCUCCUCGUUUAAAAAAGUCACGUGACAUCAGACAAAGAUCUCCAAGACCUCCACGUCAUUCGCCACCCAGGUCGCCUAAAAAAUUGUCACCCCGUCGGAGAUCAAGAUCCAGGUCACCUAGAAUUAUCCGCAGCCGUUUAUCACCGCCUCGUAGAUCUAAAUCACCUGGCAGGUCACCUAGACCACGUUCUCCUUUCAUCAGGUCAUCUAGAUCACCCAGACUAUCACCAAGAAGACUGUCUCCAAGAAGAUCGUCUCCAAGAAAACAAUCACCCAGAAGACCAUCACCGCGUCUAGAUCGCGGUCACUCGCCGCAUUGUUCCCCGAUUCAUUCUCCAUGGUCAUCACCAAGAAAUUCUCCACGUUUAUCACCCAAACGAAGACGUUCUCCGCCUUCAAUAGCUUCUACCGUAACUUCAAAUGUUAAUAAAGAUAAGAAGCCAAGACGAUCUAAGACACCAGAGGACUUUAAUUCUUACAAACGUGAAACUUCACCGGAUGCCAGGUCGAAAAUAAAGACGACAGCUAAAGAAAUAAAUGAAAUAAAUGACCCGGUGCUGGAAGCAAGGAGACGUAAAUUUGAGUCAACGAAACUCAUCGAUCCAAUAAAUGACAAUAAGAAAAUAAAAUUGAGUCGUAAAGUUGAUGAUGCUGAUGAAGAAAUUGUGAAUUCGUUGAAGAGAAAAGCCGAUGAGCUUGAAGAUAUUGAAGAUGGUGAGGAUGAAGGUCUUAUUGAUGAAGAUGGUAACGAUGAAGAAAGAGAUUUAGAGGGGGGAGAAGAAGGUGAAAUUAUUGGAGAUGGACAUGGACAUAACAGAGAUGGAGAUGUAAAUGACAAUGAAGGAAAUGAAGAUGAAGAGGAAGGAUUGUGCUUGAAUGAAAGCUUUGACUUUGAUGAACUGGCGGAACAUGUGAGCGAUGAAACUGUCGCAAGCCAGAUGAUCUUUGAACCGGUCAAGAAACUCGAGAAGUCGAGAACCAAAAAGAAGAAGAAGAAGGACAAGGAAAUUUACCAGGUGGGGAAACUCAAGAGCGGCGAGCUUCCGCUGUCGGAGAGACUUGGCAAGGAGAAGAAGUGCAAGAAGAGGAAGGAGUAUGUGGAGAACGUGGUGAAGGAAGUUGAGGAGGAUGUUAAUAGUCCAGAGGAAGUUAUUGAUGAGGAAGCGGAUUUGAGAACUGAGUUGAGUAGGAGACGCGCUGAAAGACUUAAUAGAAAUGCUCCCAUGCAGUCCGCGAGACUUUUGCAGUCGGCUUUCAAAGGAGUUGUCAAUGAAGUUGCUAAGAAUAAUUCUAAAGUUCUGCAAAGACAAAUGAUUAAAGAGGAUAAACAUCCUCAAAAAGAAAUAAGACGUGUUACUGUAUUACAUAGAUCUAUACCUGAAUUACAUGAUUCAGAAGAUGAAAUAAUAGAUUCCAAGGUACCAAUUAAAUUCCGACUUGGUCUGAACAAAGUACAAGAAACCCGUGAGUCAAAAGUCUCAAGGAAAUCUUCUAAGCGACAAAGUCGAAAGGUAAAACACAAAAAUUUGUUAGCUAAUAAUUGAUCCACAUCGAGAAUUCUAUACCGCCUUUAUUUUCCUUAAAAAUAUAUAUAUAUAUAUUUUAAAUAUAUUUUUAAUCCGGACUAUUUUUCCUAACGACUUUAGACUUUUUCCUGUCUAAAAUUUUUUUUCAUUUGAAAAUUUCUUAUACAGAUAUGCAAAAAAAAUGCGUCCAUUAAAAUUUAAUUAAAUGCACAAUUAAUAAUUUAAAUUAUUUUAAAAAAAUGUGCCUUCAAAAAACUCUCGUGCAUAAAUAAAUUGUCCUUUUUAUUUAUUAAAAUAAUGCAGUAGCCAUAUAAAUAUACGGAAAUUAUCAUUAAUUAAUUAACUAAUUAAUUUAUAAUUAUGAAUAUUAUUAAUUAAUUACCAAUUUUUUUUUGUCUAGGGAACAAAAAAAAAAUACGCGUUAACGUGAUUGCAUAUUUGUACGAAGAACA
Microplitis mediator is the source of this 3335-nucleotide messenger RNA. RefSeq names its product serine/arginine repetitive matrix protein 1-like. The record is from RefSeq and is a predicted model, not a curated record. The transcript is spliced from 7 exons. The coding region runs from base 304 to 2901 and encodes 865 amino acids. Lineage: Eukaryota; Metazoa; Arthropoda; Insecta; Hymenoptera; Braconidae.